AUGCCGCCCAAGGAGCACCACAGGGCACCGCUGCCAACCCCAGGACAGCCUCAGCCUCACACACAGCCAAAGAAACCCACCGUCAUCGGCGAAUACGAGAUCAUCUCUACUCUCGGAACGGGCUCAUUCGGCAAAGUCAAGCUCGCGCGACAUGUCAAGACCGGACUCAAGGUCGCGAUGAAGUUCAUCAGCAAGAGGAAGAUCUCGACCGCCGAGAUGUCGAACCGCGUUCACAGGGAGAUCCAGUACCUCUCGCUCCUCCGACACCCUCACAUCAUCAAGCUCUACGACGUCAUCUCCUCCCCCUCGGACAUCGUCAUGGUCAUCGAGUACCUCUCGGGCGAGUUGUUCGACUACAUCGUCCGGCGGGGCAAGAUGCCCGAAGACGAGGCGCGCAGGUUCUUCCAGCAGAUCAUGAGCGCACUCGAGUAUUGCCACAGCCAUAACAUCGUCCAUCGCGAUCUCAAGCCCGAGAACCUCCUCCUGGACGAGAACCUCAACGUUAAGAUUGCGGAUUUCGGAUUGUCAAACAUCAUGCGCGACGGCGACUUUCUCAAGACGUCGUGCGGGUCGCCCAACUACGCCGCGCCCGAGGUCAUUAGCGGAAAACUAUACGCGGGACCCGAGAUCGACAUCUGGUCGUGCGGCGUCAUCCUCUACGUCAUGCUCUGCGGCCGACUGCCCUUCGACGACGACCACAUCCCGAUGCUCUUCAAGAAGAUCAACGGCGGAAUCUUCACCCUCCCCCCGUUCCUCUCGUCCGAAGCGCGUUCCCUCCUCUCCCGCAUGCUCACAGUCGACUCGAACAAGCGUAUCAAGCUGCACGAGAUCCGCCAACUCCCCUGGUUCCAAAAAGACCUCCCGGCGUACCUCUUUCCUCCUCUCUCGCAACUUGCCCGUGGGGACGGAACGAGCGAUGGAGGUGCGGAGGGCAAACAUCAGUAUGAGCAUGUUGAGCAUCCUUUUGGCCACCAAGGACCGGGGAGCGAGGCGGGUGGGAGUAGUGUGGGCGAUGAGGGGAGCGAACCGAAGACUCCGACGGGCAACGAACCAGGCGCGAUGGGUCCCCUCACGCCUGUUCCUCAACUCGGCUCGACACCCGUAGGAGACCACCAGCGGCGUCGCGAGUGGGUUGAGGGGUUGGGCGUUGUCGAUCAGGAGAUUGUCGACGAUUUGUGUGGCAAGAUUCCGGAGCUCACGAGCGAGGAGGUUUGGGCAAAGUUGAAGGAGGGAGGGGACCGAGAGUUGAGGAUUGCGUAUCAGCUCUGUCGGGACAACAAGCGGAUGGUCGAGGGUUCGCACUACGACGACGCCGAAGCGAUCCAGACCUUCUACUCUCCGCCAGGCGACGCGAGUCUACUUCCCCGUGCUCGCCAGCCCACGCUGCACCGCAAGAAGACCGCGACAGACUCGAAUACCGCUGGCGACUCUCCCCGCAACACAUCGACCGACCUGCGCGAAGCCGCGCAGCCCACGACGAUCCGGGUUCUCGAGUCUUCCCUCCGCCGCCCGCUCGACGACCCCGAACUCGCAGCGCUCACAGCCGGUCCGGGCCGACCUCUCCUCCACCGCUUCAACUCGCCCCUGCGCAACGUCGCGCAGCCACUCACGCCCACCGCCGCGGCCGGCGCGCAGAACUCGACUUCCCCCUCGAACGCCCCUCCGCCACCUGAGAAACCUGCGCAGACGACUACCAAGCGCCUGCGACAGCGGUGGCAUUUCGGAAUCAGGUCGAGGAGCGAGCCGAUGGAGGUCAUGCUCGAGAUUUAUCGGACGCUUAAGGCGCUGAAGAUGGAGUGGAGGGUGAGGAAGGGGGAUGAGGAGAAGGAGAAUGAGGAGGGUGGGAAUGGGGGUGGGAAGGAUGGGAAGGAGGGCAAGGAGGGUCGCGAGAGGGAGAGGAGUGGGGGUGAGGAGAGCGAGAAGAGGAGGCGGAGGAGGGAGGAGGAGGAGCGCGUCAAGAAGGCGCACGAGCUCUACUUUGUCGAGACGAGGUGCAGGAUGGACGAUGUCAUGGUUCGCAUGGACCUCCAGCUGUACCGAAUCGACGACCAGAACUACCUCGUCGACUUCCGCAACCUCGGCUACCGACCAAUCCGCUCGCCUUCAGCCGCGCACUCGGCGACUUUCCCCGCCUCGUCUGCCGCCUCGUCAGCGAGUGCGCCGCGAACAGGCUCGCGGGAAGUCUCCCCCACAACUUCAACGCUCACGUCGCCUUACCUCCCAACCGGCACGAUUGAGCUUCCGCCUCAGCACUCGUCCGCCGCUCUCAACGCUGUCGCGACUGCCGCAGCAGCGGGAACGUCGACCCCACUCAGCUCGUCCCUUCCGCCCAACACGGCCGACGAGCUGCGCGCGCGACACCCCGAGCUUAUCGGCAACCGCAAAGCCGGCGAGCUCUCGACCACACCCAACUCGGCCGCCGCAACAGCGAUUGCAGCCGCGAUGGGAGGCGUCAAGCCAAAGCGGAGAACGGCGGCCGAAGUCUCGAGCCCUUACCUCUUCCUCGAGUGCGCGGUUAGACUGAUUGUCGAGCUCGCGAGUCCGGCUGGGUCAUCGUCGAAUGCGCAGGAGGGUCAGGCGCAGCAGCAGAGUGGGCAGUCCUGA
Molecule: messenger RNA, 2604 nt
Organism: Rhodotorula toruloides NP11
Lineage: Eukaryota; Fungi; Basidiomycota; Microbotryomycetes; Sporidiobolales; Sporidiobolaceae
Product: carbon catabolite-derepressing protein kinase
Exons: 12
Coding region: 1-2604 (867 amino acids)
Biological process (GO): protein phosphorylation; intracellular signal transduction
Cellular component (GO): cytoplasm
Molecular function (GO): protein serine/threonine kinase activity; ATP binding
Source: RefSeq, a predicted model, not a curated record